CGCCUCGUUCCUUUUUGCUUUCUCUCGUUCUCUCUCCUCGGCUCGCCGGCCGUUGAUUGCAGCAACAAGAAACCAAGAUGGCGACGGCGGGCGGAGAUGGCGACGUGAUUAUGGCGCCCGCGGCACCCCCAACGGUGGCUUCACAUUCCUCGAUGCCGCUGAUGUUGAGCGAGGAGGACGAGGGGACGCGCAGAGAAGCAGAGUCCUUCAAGGAACAGGGAAAUGCAUUUUAUGUCAGAAAGGACUACAAUGAAGCAUACAACUACUAUACAAAAGCAAUAGAUGCAUGUCCCAGCAAUGCCAGUUAUUAUGGAAACCGUGCUGCCACUCUCAUGAUGUUAGGCAGAUUUCGGGAGGCCCUGGGGGAUGCUCAGCAAUCAGUCAGAAUGGACGAUAGCUUUCUGAGGGGACAUCUAAGAGAGGGAAAGUGCCACCUAUCUCUGGGGAAUGCUAUGGCUGCCAGUCGCUGCUUCCAACGAGUUAUAGAAUUGGAUCAUGAAAAUCCACAAGCAGAGCAAGAGCUGAAGAGUGCCAAAGCUGUUCUAGACUAUGAGAAAAUUGCUGAAGUUGACUUUGAAAAACGGGACUUCCGAAAGGUUGUCUUUUGUAUGGAUCGUGCUCUAGAAUUUGCCCCUGCCUGUCACCGGUUCAAAAUCCUCAAAGCAGAAUGUUUAGCUUUGCUAGGUCGCUAUUCUGAAGCCCAGUCUGUUAUAAGUGACAUCUUGCGAAUAGAUUCAACAAAUGCUGAUGCUCUCUAUGUCCGAGGACUUUGCCUUUACUAUGAGGACUGCAUCGAGAAGGCUGUACAGUUUUUCGUCCAGGCAUUAAAAAUGGCUCCUGACCACGAUAAAGCCUGCCUUGCCUGCCGUAAUGCCAAAGCACUGAAAGCAAAGAAAGAUGAAGGUAACAAGGCUUUCAAGGAAGGGAAUUAUAAGCUGGCCUUCACACUUUAUACAGAGGCUCUAGCAAUAGAUCCAAACAACAGGAAAACCAAUGCCAAACUCUACUGCAAUCGUGGAACUGUUAAUUCUAAACUUGGAAAACUAUGUGAAGCAAUAGGAGACUGUACAAGUGCUAUCAAACUGGACGACACAUACAUCAAGGCCUAUCUAAGAAGAGCACAGUGUUACAUGGACACAGAGCAGUAUGAAGAUGCUGUGAGAGAUUAUGAAAAAGUUUACCAGACAGAGAAAACUAAAGAACACAAACAGCUACUCAAGAACUCACAGGUGGAAUUGAAAAAGAGUAAAAGGAAAGAUUAUUACAAGAUCCUGGGUGUGGAUAAGAAUGCCUCUGAAGAUGAAAUAAAAAAGGCAUACCGGAAACGGGCCCUAAUGCAUCACCCAGAUCGGCAUAGUGGAGCAAGUGCUGAAAUCCAAAAAGAGGAAGAAAAGAAAUUCAAAGAAGUUGGUGAAGCCUUUACCAUUCUCUCUGAUCCAAAGAAAAAGGCCCGCUAUGACAGUGGCCAGGAUCUAGAGGAAGAUGGCAUGAAUAUGGGAGAUUUUGAUGCUAAUAAUAUCUUCAAAGCUUUCUUUGGAACACCUGGAAGUUUUAGUUUUGAAGCUUCUGGACCUGGGAAUUUCUUUUUCCAGUUUGGCUAAACUACGGAACAGGUCCAUUUCAUCUACUGAAAUCCACAGUUUCCCUGACCUGCUUCUUUUAAUUUCAAGUUUCAUCUUCCCUUCAUUGCAUCUCAGCAUUUCUUAGGGCUGUGGCAUUUUUUCUGUUGGAAACAUCAAUUUUUUGUGUGUGCUUUAGAGUGUGAUGAGAAAACCAGCAUUUGAAGGGAAGCUUGUUAAUUUUAUAUGAAAGCGAGAGAAAGGGAGAAAAAUCUGUGGAUUUCUCCAUUAAGUAAUUUUAGAUUCCUAAGCUGCUGGGACUUCAUUCAGGGAAUCCUUACAUUUUGAAAACUGGAUAUGCCAUGCCUUUAUUGGGUUCACAAUGUGGGGAAAGUGAAAUGAGGUUUUUUUUACUUUGGUUGUAUUGUACUGACUGUAGCCAUAUUGAAACCUUAUUUCCAGAAACAUUUCAGACACUUGAGAAAUACAAAGAAGUUUUACUGAAUUAUUCCCUGAGUCAUUUUUGGAAUAAGAGUUGCCUCUUCUCAGCACUUUCUCUUAAUAUUCCCAGAGUCUCUUUCUUUGAGGAACACUUUAUGUUUCCAAUUGCUUGAGUACUUCAGGAAAAUGGUAAGGGCUGAUUUCUUACAUGGACAUCCCAUUUUGAUGGUGGCUUCCAGAUCAACAUAUACACUUGAUUUCAUUAAAAAGCUCAUAAACUCUGAGGUGAUUGUCAGGUGUUAUGAAGGGUAUAUGCGUUUGUGUGUAUGUGUGUGUGUGUUGUUAGAUCUACAGUGCAUAUUUCAAAUUUCCACCUCAACAUGUGAUGUCAUGGUUCUUGCAUGUACAAGUCCACUCUUAAGUGUUGGAAUCUCUUAAAAUUAAUUGAAAUCUCAAAAAGCAUUUUUGAUGUUGAGAAGAUUUUUCAGAAUUUAACAAUGUGUUGAAAGUUUAAAAGAAGAAAUUCAGCAUUAUUUCAGGGGAAAGAACCCUUAUUAGUAACCAGCCACAUUGAAGUUCAUGUUAUUUUUUAAAGUUUUGCUCAAUAUUAGCCCCAUAUUGACAGUAAUCUAUAAUAUCAUUUCUGCUAUGGACAAUUAGCUCAUUCCUUUUUCCACAAUAGUAAAAAUCAUCAGUAGACUAUCAUCUCUAACAAUUUUCCUGUUGAACCACUUUAUAUACUAGGUGCAGUUUUCACCAUUUUAUGGUGAAAAUUCUCCUUAUAGACUCCCUUAGUUUUCCUCAAUUCAGACCACACUCUCUGGGAUAUGAGGGAAGCUGAAAUCUCAGUACAUCUAGGGAAAUCAAAUUGGGGAAGAUUAGCCUGGAAGAUCAAUAUUCCAAUGAAUGAAAUUGUUCAACAUAACAAAGGCGUGGCAUUUGCAUUACAAAUAGGUUUUAGCAACUUUUCUAUUUAUGAGACCAGGGGAAAAGUUAACAAAGAACCUCAAAAAAUGUAAUCAUUUUAAAACUAUUCUUGUGCUGGACUUCUGUUCAAUGAAAUGUUAAGAUAUUGAUCCAAUAUGAAACAUUGUUUCAAAAGAGGCCCAGAUUAUGUCCUAGGAAUAAUCCUCUAUUUUUCAAGAUACUCAGUUAAUGGGUUCUGAUAAACUUUAGACUAGCAGUAAGUUAGACUUUGUCUGCAUCAUUUUCUUUUAUAGUUCCCAAAUUGAGGUACUCAAAAAAUGGUUAAAGAAAUUCAGUCUAUUGCGUGAUGUCCAGGGAUUAAAUGAGAAACUAAAGCGGGAAGAGAAUAAACUCAAGAGUUUGCCUCAGCCAAGAUUGCAUGCCUAUUCUUGGCCAACAAAUAGUAAAUAUUGAAUAGUUCAGGAUUUUAUUGGGCAGUCAAUUUCUAUUGGUAGAAUUUAUUGUAUUUGGUUGAAGGCAUAUAUUUAAAAGUUAUUUGGUGGAAUUGUGUUGUGUCCAUUCUCUAUUAAAGGUAAUGACAAACAGGGUAAUUCAGAAACUGGCACAAAAAGCUAUGAAAUCAACCAUCUCCCUCUUCAUCACUUUAGGUUGAAAGAAGUUAAAACAACAGCAUGUUAUCUUCAGAGACUGAGGUGUCAAGAAUCAAUCCUGGCAUCCUGUGAAUUUUCUACUUUUAAGAUAUUCUGGCUCUUUGCAAUAAUUUAAUUUUGAAACUUCACAGAGGAUUAUAAGAAUAUUAAGAGUUUCAGUGGAUGGCAGCCAGGUUUUCUGAUCAUCUCUACACAGCUGGGAGUAGUAGUAAGAUUUUUUUUAUCAGUUCCAAAAGUCAAUGAUAAAAGGUUCCUGGACCUUAAAACUGAUUGCAACCUAAAAAGUGAUGAAUGCUGUAUUACUUUGCCUUUCUACCUUUUUUAUUAUCUACCAUUCUUCUCAUUGCAGUCAUUAAAGAUGUUCUGAUACGCUUGCAUUAUAUAUUAGGCCAUGUAUAACAUGUUUUUGAAAUUCUCCACCCUAGUAACAAUCAUUUUAUAAUUUGAAUUUGUUUCUUAACUCUCAAUAUUUUUUUAAAUUAGCCAAGCUAUCUUUAAGAGGUACCAAAAACUAUGUGUGACGGAUAAGCAAAGAAUUAAUUAAUUAUCUGUCUGAGGCUUGGAGUGUACCUGUAAAGAUAUACAUUGUCAGAAUGUUGCAGUGAUCAUAACAAGGUGAAAUGAGACAUUAACCUUUUUGGUAUUAUCCUUAUGGAAACUCCCUGAGAAUAAAGAAUAGGUAUAGAGAGGGUCUCAAACAUUCUUUUUACUGCUAGUUAGCUUGCCAUAGAGGAAGGCAUAUAUUGCUGGCAAUCUUAAAUAAUAUCACUUAACCACUUAAAAGUACCACUUUCUCCCAUCAUAUGUGUACACAAAAUCUCUAAGCAGAGAACUAAGAGCCAAGACUUUUCUCAUGAAGUGAUGCAUGAGACAAUUUCUUUGGUGAUGUAGAUCAAAAAGCAGCAUAUUUUAGGGAAACUUGCCAUUUUUGCCUAUUUUCCUGUACACUUGAACAAGUGUUCUUGCAUGCAGUGUCCUCUUUGCUGUACAGUUACAUUUGCAAGGAAUGCCUGAGCAGAGGACAGGUAGACCAGACAGGUAAACUUCAGGUUCAAGCCACCUAAAGAAAGGCUGUUUGGCAAGGAAUUGAUAGCAUACCAUUUUAGACUUCUUAAUAAUACAUCUGUUGCAUGUUCUGUUUUUAAAACAGCAUCCUGUUCCCUUUACUCUCUCCUGUGGAUAGUUUCAGACACAUGGAUAGCCAUAGUGCCCCACUUCAAUCUUUUCACUUACAGUAUCUAAGGUGAAGAUUAUUUAAACAAAAAGUGGUGACUGUUCAUUAAGCAGGAUUCAUAAUGUGUUUAUAUGCAGAAUUUUGAACCAGACUGAAGCACACCCAAUUGCUAUUAACUUUAUUAUAAAAUGUAUAUGAUGUACAAAAAAUAAACACUCCAGAUCUCACUGGUGACUUAUGCUUCUUUGAAUUGAGUAGACACUGCUGAGACUGUGAGUGUGGAGGCAUGAUGCUAGAUUGAAUAAUUGGGAGGGGAGAAAUCCAAAAAUCUGUGGCAGUCGGUGUUAAAUUGUAGCUUGUUUGUUUUUUGAUAACAAGAGAAGUAGACAGGAAGACUACCAAUGUUAAAACUGGGAAGAGAACCACAGAUUUCCAUCAUGUACUAGGACUGUUCAAUUUCUUUUUUUUUUUUAAGUGCUUCACAAAGCACAGAUCUGUAUUUGAAUAUUUAUCUUGGAAUCCUUAAAGGAGCCAUGCAUUUUUCUUGCCUCCUAUAGCUGCUUUAGAAGUGCUCUGGCUCUUUUCCUGUGCAUGGCUGUUUCGCUUUGGGGUCACCUGGAGACUCAUGGAGCACUUCCAGAGCAGCAUCCAUGAGCAUCUUUCAUAAGACGAAAUGACUGGUGGUAAACUACAGUUAACAUCUGUACCCAAUUUCAGUCCUUAACCUAUAGACCUAUGAAAAAGCCCAAUCUCUUCUCUGCAUAUAAUCUGAAACUUCAGAUUAGCAAAGGCUUGAGUAAAGAGUUCCAUAUCAAUCAGUCUAAUGUAAAUAUCAACACAAAUGUUUUCUGCAUGUUAAUAAAUUUAUUUCAGUGUAUUUUACAGUCACUAUGAAUCUUAAGUAUUUUGUAAAGCAGAACAAGAAUUAUUGUUUCAAGUUACAUCAAUCAAAACCAUUGAAAUGUGCUUCUUUCUUACAGGUUUUUUUAAAAAGCUUUGACCAUAUUUGAGUUGUAUUAACAGUAAUUUGAUGUUUAAACAACAAAUAUUUAAGAAAUGACACAAAUAUUUUGCAAAUGCAAGUUAUAUUGUUUCCUGAGCAAUAGCACAACCAGCUUUUUCUUGUAUAGCUAAGCAUUCAAGAAAAGUAAAUGACCCAACCAUUCACCUAUCUUACUUUAUAUAUUGGAUGUUUAUAAUUCUAAGUUUCAAGUGAUGUAUGUUUUGUAACUUAUUUCAUAGCUUUCAAUGUAUAAUAGGUUAACCAGCUCCCAUUUUAAACUAGCUCCCAUCUAGAGCAUAUUGAAUGUGAGCAUAUCAAAAGCAUAACCAGGAAUUACAUAGGACAACUAUUAUUGUCAUUGUAUUCACAUUGAUGGUUUAAAAAAAUCUGCCCUAGUCCAAUGUUCUUGUCAUAUGUUUGAUUACCUAUAGUCCCAAAUUAACCUGGCUUAAAAUCAUUCACAAUGAAGAUAAUUGAUUAUGAAUGAACAACACUGUCAUUCAACCUAAUUGAAGGACAUCAGAUUUGCAAAAGCUGGCCUUGGAUAUUUUUUCUCAAAACAAGGGUCAUGUUCAGUGAGAUUAAAUUCUGUGUGUUAAAGGGAAGGACUAACCAUAAUGUUACGAAUAAACCAACUCAAAAGUGGGGAUUAGUUCAGGUAUCUAUUGCCCAGCUUUGCAAAUAGAUGGUGUGAAAGAUAGCUAUAAUCUAGACAACACUUUGGUUGCUAACAUACUGUUUAUACAGCUCCUACUCAAAGGAAAGUAAGUUGGCUAUGUGUUUAACUAGACUUACUUGGGGGAACUUAAAUCAGUUGUGUACACAAAAUAUAUGCCACUCAAUAGGAUGUGGUUCAACUGAAAUUAGAACAUGUUCGGCUUCUCCUUAUUUUUAGCAGUUUAACUCAUGCCAUACUGCAUAUAAAUAUGUUAUAAAAUAAAAAACACAUAAAUUGUAAGUUUUAAAAUGUUAGUUUCUUCCUUGAAGUAUGCUUUGAAAUGUUGCGUAGUUUUAAGUACUGGGUGCUUUGAACUUCAACUUUCACAACAGUCUGACAGCAGGGGCAACAGUGAUGCUGGCUAAGGUUGAUAGAAGUUAGAAUCAGUAUAUAUAAAUAAAGAGUUAGGGAAUUUGUAUAUUUACCUUAGAAUAUACCUCUUUGAACUUUGAAGGAUUUACUUCUAAGUUUAUAUGCAUUUUGAUGGCACCAUGAAUAUAUUCUUCAGAAAACAAAGCUGUAUAUCAAAGCAUUGAACACACCAUCUAUUGUCUAAAAUACUUGUUCAUUGAUACAUAUUUUACUGCACUGUUUUCAUAAAAUUUGAAGCUCUGAUGGAUUACUUAUCCAAUGCAAUUAAAAUCAUAGAUACAUCCUUA
Molecule: messenger RNA, 7131 nt
Organism: Thamnophis sirtalis
Lineage: Eukaryota; Metazoa; Chordata; Lepidosauria; Squamata; Natricidae
Gene: DNAJC7
Product: DnaJ heat shock protein family (Hsp40) member C7
Molecular function (GO): protein binding
Source: RefSeq, a predicted model, not a curated record